CAAGACAAUAACAGAGUUUGAGAGCCCCCAUUUCCCAUGCACUGACUGCCUGCAGGGCCUGUACUAAGCACCUUCAGAUAACAGUUUCAUGUAAUCCUUAUACUUAUAAUAGUAACUAUGGGGUACUUUAAUAGUAGGCUUGUUAAUCUCCACAAAGAUGCUAUGGUUUAGAAAAAUUAACUUGCCUAGAAAGUCACAGAGGUAGGACUUGAACUUUGGUCUUUUGUCAGCAAAGUUGGCUCCGAAACCAGAAUGUGGAACUGCCAGAGUCAACUACUGAUUCCUUCAUGGACUUCAGAGGCUUCAAAUCCUGUGGCUCAAGUGCUUCCAUCACUACAGCUGAGACUUUCCCCCUGCUUAAAUGGGGACAGAGCAGGGAUGUGGAGGGUUGCUCUUCAUUCAUCCCCAACAUAGGCACCUUCUUUUCCAAUUCAGCCAACUUUUAUUGAAGGAAUCCCUUCCAAGCGCUAGGCGCCUAGAGGGUGACAUGCCUGUCUAUUAGACAAUCACGGGAAGAAAUGGCUGCCCAAGGCCUUGUUGCUACUGAGUGGAACUGAGACAAAAACAACCUAUCAGACCAUGCUCGUGUGCACCCACCCUCUCUGCUAGGUACCGUGAGUGGGACACAAAGAUCAGUCAGCAGCAGAUGUUGCCCUUAAAGAACGUGUAGUCUAGUUAUUCAGAUACAACCAGAAAUCACUGUGCUAGAAGGUGAAAAAUGGCUCAGCUCCUUGUUUUUUCAUGUCUUCUUCCAGAAAGGAAGAAAUUACAUAAUCUUUCCUGUGUCCAGGCUGUUGACGCUGACAACUGGACCGGGCGGUCAGGCUAUCCCAAGGCCACACGUCUGUACCUGGACUCAACCUAAGCAGCUGUGUCUCUGGGCUUCUGGGCCCAGCCCCAGAGAAAGCCCCUACAUAGGCACCAUUCGGCACUACGGUGUAAACAGAUGGAGCAUUGUUGAAGGAGUGCCCCGGAAUUAAGGGAGCAGCUGUGGCCGAGGCGGGACAAUCCCGAGGAAACAGGCCAGUGAAGUCUGUGAGGACGCCUAACUGUGGAGUAGGGGCCCGGGGAGAAGGCCUGGGAGGGGACACGCUUAGGCGGGUGAGCGCUGAAGAGAAUCCUCUGAAGACACGUUGUAGGCACAUCUCCCGGGUGCUGAGGGGUCGGAGCUGUGUCCAGUCCGAUUCUCGGUGAAGGGAGGGUGCGUUAUCUGAGGCUUUCUGCGAACGGCUAGGGAAAGGCGUGGUUCUGAAGGCGGACAGCCCCGAGGAGUCGAAAGGUUCUCAGGAGAUCUGCCAGGACUAGAGCCUGAGGGCGCGCCCUGCGCCGGGUCCGCGGGGCGCUGUGAUGGGACGCUCCAGCGAGCCAAGUGUUCCGGGUUGAGGAAAGACCAAUAGCCGGCAGGGAGCCCAGCGCGCGCGAACCGCUCGGGCGCGGCGGAAAGGGCAACCCAUCCGCUGCCGCGCCGAUUUCGCCUUGGCACCUCCCACUUUCUCCUCGGAUUGGCUACCUCUGGGUCUAAGAACCGGCGCUUGAGCCCUAUUUCCGGUGGCGGCGAGGUCGGCCCCUGGAGAAGCCGGAAGGACUCACUGGUGCGGGGUUCCUAAAGUCUAAGCAGCUGUGGAAACAGAUGUGAGCGCCCGGGGCGGGGGAGGAGACGUCAGGAAAGCUGGAAGUGGGGACAGAGUGGGAGGAGCGGGACUUUGAUGAACCGCAAAGGGAGGGGCCUGCAGGGAAUGGAAGAAUUAAAUGAAAAUAGGGCGAAGCCUUAAACGGAGUCCACGAAGCCGGGACCAGGCGGGCGAGGCCUAGGAGGCGUGGUCUUUGUCUGGGCGGGGUCUUUGGCCUCCAAUUUAAGGUGGCUCUGUGUGGGCGGGGCCAUCUGGGGCGGGGCUUGGCGUGGAAGCGAUAGCGCGGUAGCAUGGGGCAUCGUACUCUAGCCUCCACGCGGGCCCUGUGGGCCUCCAUUCCAUGUCCACUGUCUGAGCUGCGCCUGGACCUGGUUCUGGCUUCUGGACAGUCCUUUCGGUGGAGGGAGCAAAGCCCUGCACACUGGAGUGGUGUACUGGCGGACCAUGUUUGGACACUGACUCAAAUUGAGGAGCAGCUCUACUGCACUGUGUACCGAGGGGACAAGGGCUGGGUUGGCAGGCCCACACUAGAGGAGCUGGAGGCUGUACGUGAGUACUUCCAGCUAGAUGUCAGCCUGACUCAACUGUAUCGCCACUGGGGUUCCGUGGACUCCCAUUUCAAAGAGGUGGCUCAGAAAUUCCAAGGUGUGAGACUGCUGCGACAGGACCCCAUCGAAUGCCUUUUCUCUUUCAUCUGUUCCUCCAACAACAACAUCACCCGCAUCACUGGCAUGGUGGAGCGGCUGUGCCAGGCCUUUGGACCUCGGCUCAUACAGCUUGAUGAUGUCACCUACUAUGGCUUCCCCAGCCUGCAGGCCCUGGCUGGGCCAGAGGUGGAGGCUCAUCUCAGGAAGCUGGGCCUGGGCUACCGUGCCCGCUAUGUGAAUGCCAGUGCCCGAGCCAUCCUGGAAGAACAGGGUGGGCAGGCCUGGCUGCAGCAGCUUCGAGAGGUCCCCUAUGAGGAGGCCCACAAGGCCCUCUGUUCCCUGCCGGGGGUAGGCACCAAGGUGGCUGACUGCGUCUGCCUAAUGGCCCUAGACAAGCCUCAUGCUGUGCCCGUGGAUGUCCAUGUGUGGCAGAUUGCCCAACGUGACUAUAGCUGGCACCCUACCACAUCCCAGGCGAAGGGUCUGAGCCCCCAGACCAACAAGGAACUAGGAAACUUUUUCCGGAGCCUGUGGGGACCUUAUGCUGGCUGGGCCCAAGCGGUGCUGUUUUGUGCUGACCUUCGCCAACCCCACUGUGCUCGGGAGCCACCAGCAAAGCGCAGAAAGUGGUCCAAAGGGCCUGAAGGCUAGGUGGGAGGGCACUGGGCAAAGGAAUUCCUGAAAAGACCUUUCCCCUCCAUUUCCCUUUGCUCUGUCCCCAUCCCCACCCAGUCUCAUGCUGGGGAGGAGGCUCCUUGCAACUACCUCAGGUACCAAGCAUCCCCAUAUCAAGCAGUUAGUUUGCACAAAAAGGUGGGGUAAAUACUAUUUGGAGAGACAGCACUAUGGUUUUAUCUUCUUUCCUUUAUUAUAAGAAGGAACAAUAAAAUAGAAAUAUUUGUAUGGAAAA
Messenger RNA from Nycticebus coucang (slow loris), 3188 nucleotides. It is a transcript of the gene OGG1, whose product is annotated as 8-oxoguanine DNA glycosylase. The record is from RefSeq and is a predicted model, not a curated record. The transcript has 7 exons. Gene Ontology annotation, molecular function: 8-oxo-7,8-dihydroguanine DNA N-glycosylase activity; damaged DNA binding. Lineage: Eukaryota; Metazoa; Chordata; Mammalia; Primates; Lorisidae. Bases 1922 to 2929 code for a protein of 335 amino acids. Gene Ontology annotation, biological process: base-excision repair, AP site formation; base-excision repair; nucleotide-excision repair. Gene Ontology annotation, cellular component: nucleus.